Messenger RNA from Tetrahymena thermophila SB210, 2913 nucleotides. RefSeq names its product N-recognin zinc finger protein. The record is from RefSeq and is a predicted model, not a curated record. Lineage: Eukaryota; Ciliophora; Oligohymenophorea; Hymenostomatida; Tetrahymenidae. The transcript has a single exon. Gene Ontology annotation, molecular function: zinc ion binding.
AUGCAUAGAGAUAAAAAACUCAUAUUGUACACACUAGGCGGAGCUGCUGUAAUAGCAGGAGCUUUUAUCUAUUUUAAAAGGCGUAAUAUGACAAUUUAACAGAAGUAUUAGAAUCUUUUUCAUUAGCUGCAAUAAGAUAUUCUUACUUUUAAAUCAUUAAACCAAGGCAAUUAUUAACUGAAAUAUGAUAAGUUGUUAUAUUUAGCAAUAUAUGAUGAAAAUGAUCAACUGAGAACAGUCACCGAAAAAAUUACCUUUUAAGAAACUGAAGAACUAAAAAAUUAAGGUGCUUGCAACUAAAAAAUUAAUAUAGGAGCCUGCUAUUAUGAAUGCUUUGAUUGCAGUCCUGCUAGAUAAGAAAAUGCUAAGACUAAUAAAGGUAUGGAUGAUAAUGUUAUCUGUUAGGCUAUAUGUGAAGAUUGCUUUAAAGCUUAAGGACAUAAAAACCAUAAAUUCAUUAGACAUGAAUAUUCUGGCUUUGGAUAUGAUAGAUGCUAAUGCGGAAUUGAGAGUAUUGUCGAUAAGAAAUGCUUUUGUAAUUAACAUUAAGGCUUUGAUAAAAUUAAAUAGUUAUGUAAUAGUUAACUCUUAAAAUAACCAAAAAUAUGGAAAGGAGUCGAACAAUUCUUCAUUGACUCAUUUUAUAUCUAUUUUGAAAUAGUAAGCAAUGCAAUAAGAUAAAAGCUAAAUAAUCACAUAGAUGAAAAGACUUAUAAUUAGUAACUUGUUGGUAUUAAUUACUAUUUGUAGCUCAUUAUUAACAAAAUAAAUGAGAUCAUAGAGUUAAAUACUCCUUCUACUUAUCUCAUUACAAGCAUACUAUCAAUGCCUUUUGAGAAACCUAUUUCAUUUUAGGUAUAAAGAAAUAGCAACGAUGAAUAUCCAAACAAAUACGUCAGACUGAUACAAAAAUAAAAGCAAGUCAAUAAGGAUUUAAGUGUUUUAGAUUGUCUUCUUCUAAAUUAUGAAGUAGUUGAUAAUUUAAAUGAUGAGCUACUCUCUAAUCUUUUUCGCUCGCUAAGUAUAGCAGAUGAAUAAUUUUCUGCUGUUAUAUGUGAAAAAUUCUUUAGGAUGGUUGGAUUUAUAGCAAGAAAUUAAAAAUCUUAGGAUGAAUGGUAAAACAAGAAUAAACUGCCUAAUUUUGCUCAUCUUGUGAUGGAAAAUAUAUUUAUUCAAAGUAUUUUUGAUAAUUUAAUAGAAAAAUUAGGUGUAGACAUUUUUAAUCCUAUUGAAUACUUAACUUUUUACGUUAAAAACCAAAUUUUAUAAAGCAAUGAGCUUGAUUAAAAUAUAAUUAUUUUACCUAAUAUUUGCUUUGAUAUGUUUAGAUUUGUAAACUAGCUAAAAAGUCUAUUGAAAAGAUAUCCAAAAGAAUCUAUUAAGGCAAUAAAUAAUUUAAGUUUUGUACUUUAUUUAAGAAAUUCUGUAAAAGUAGAUUUAAAUCAAAUAUAUUAGAAAUAAUUUGAGGAUAUCACAAAAGGUAUAAAAUCGUUCGUAUAAUAUACAUAAGUUGAAAUUCAGGUAAUUGAUGCUUAUAUAAAUAUUUUUGAAGGCCUUUUAUUAAUAAAUGACUAAUCUUUAACUUAAAACAUGAUAGCUCUAUUAUGUGAUGGUUUUACAGAAAAUGUUGUAAAUUUGAGUGAAUAGAUUGAAGAAAAUUAAAAUUUUUGUUCAUUUUCUAUCUCCUUUUUAAGUUAGUUACCUUUUUUAAUUGCUAUAUCAGAAAAGAAAAUAUUUACAAAAUCUUCAAUUUAAAACUUCUUUAACACGAAACUUAAAUUUAAGGAUUAAGAACAAAAAGCAAAUUUCUUUAAAUGCAUAAAAAAAAUUAUUUCUAAUUUUAUAUUAGCAAAUAAUCGAUAAAUUUAUAAUAUGUUGUAAAUUAUCUUUGAUGAAGUUUUACAAGAAUAUACUUAAUUUAUUGAAUCUCUUAAUUACUAUCUUUACAAUCCAUAAAGUAAAGUUUAUGAUAUUUAUUAAAUUUCAAGUUCUAUUUGUUUAUUGGCAGAAGACUGUAACGAUAAUUUAGCCGCCCAAAAUACUCAUAUUUAAACAUUACUUUCUAUAAUAGAUAAUCUUAAAUAAGGAAACAAUAGUUUAAGAAUAUAAUAAUAUUUUUGUAUUUCAUAUUCAAUCUGCUAAAUGCUAUUAGAUUCUACUCCUUUAUUGAACUUAUUCUCUAAUAAAAUUGAAUUAUUCUUUCCAGGAUUUAGUUUAAAUGAAGACACCCUAAUCAAAAAGAAUGUAGAAGAAUUGAUUGUUAGUUGUAUUUAAGAGUAUUAACUUGAAAAAAUGUACUUAAAUGAUUUACAAUAAAUAUGUUAAGCAUAUCUUAAUAAUACAGAUAUAGUAAAAUAAUAUUAUUUAGGAACUGUGAAUUAAUAGGAAAAUUAAGAUUUCAUCUUUCUUAAAUAAUAAUAUACUCAAAAGUUAUAUCCACGUCAUCUUAUGAGAAAUCUAAUUUUUCAAUUUAACGAAAUUAUCUAAGCUAUGGCUAUUAAAAAUAAUGAUUCAUCUCAAGAGUUAAGUUAUGCUGGAAGUGAUUUUAGCAUUGAAAAUCUAUUCCCUUAUCAGCAAGAUCUUUUUAAAAGAAUAUUUUUGAAUGCAAAAUGUGUUAACACAAUUAUUGAUACUAAUAUUUUAGUACAAUCUUCUUUAUAAUCUUAAAACCCAACAACUUAACUUUUAUAUAUGCUUUUGAAAUUCAUGAUUUAGAGUAAUUAAUCUAAAAUUUUUAAUGAGAGUGAAAAAUUAUAAAUUGAAGAAAUGAUUUAAAUAAUCCCAUUUUAUAAUUUGAAAAAUAAAUUUUAAACUGAUAUUAAUUUUUUAAAAGAAAAGAAACUUUAUCAUGAAUUGAAGAUGAGUGAAUUUAUGUUAGGAAUGCUAUGUUAACUAGAAUAAUAAAAAAAAUGA